Messenger RNA from Elephantulus edwardii (Cape elephant shrew), 486 nucleotides. RefSeq names its product gametocyte specific factor 1 (gene GTSF1). The transcript has 6 exons. NCBI's taxonomy places the organism in Eukaryota, Metazoa, Chordata, Mammalia, Macroscelidea, Macroscelididae. The annotation marks the transcript as partial. The record is from RefSeq and is a predicted model, not a curated record.
AUGGAAGAAACUUACAUUGAUUCCCUGGACCCUGAAAAGCUUUUACAGUGCCCCUAUGAUAAAAACCACCAGAUCAGGGCCUGCCGGUUUCCUUAUCAUCUUAUCAAGUGCAGAAAGAAUCAUCCUGAUGUCGCAAACAAAUUAGCCACCUGUCCCUUCAAUGCUCGCCACCAGGUUCCUCGGGCCGAAAUCAGUCAUCAUAUCUCAAGCUGUGAUGACAAGAGUUGUAUUGAGCAGGAUGUUGUCAAUCAGACAAGGAACCUUGGACAAGAGACUCUCACUGAGAGCACAUGGCAGUGUCCUCCUUGUGAUGAAGACUGGGAUAAAGAUUUGUGGGAACAGACCAGUACCCCAUUUGUCUGGGGUACAGCCAACUACUGUGGCAAUAACAGCCCUGCAACCAGCAUAGUUACAGAACAUAAGAGUAACCUGGCUUCAGGCAUGCGAGUUCCCAAGUCUCUGCCAUACGUUCUGCCAUGGAAAAAC